This is a messenger RNA of Photinus pyralis (common eastern firefly), 900 nucleotides long. RefSeq lists its product as uncharacterized. NCBI's taxonomy places the organism in Eukaryota, Metazoa, Arthropoda, Insecta, Coleoptera, Lampyridae. Gene Ontology annotation, molecular function: nucleic acid binding; zinc ion binding. The transcript has 2 exons. Bases 1 to 900 code for a protein of 299 amino acids. The record is from RefSeq and is a predicted model, not a curated record.
AUGAACUGGGAUAGAGUUAUGGAAAGUCAGCACGAGAAACUGAUGAACCACGAGAAGCUAUUAAAGGAUACUUUAGACCAGGUAAAUACCCAAAAUGUCAGCAUCAGCAAGGAUCUAGCGCAAGUUCUCCAAACUCAAUCUGAAGUGAAGCUUACUUAUGCGGACAAGACGCGAACCAACCCUCCAAGCAAACCUUCACCACCCUCAAAGAAAAUAUCGGAUCCAAUUACCCGAGAAGUUACCGGAAUGAAAACUCUACGUAGAGGAACCAUUGUUGUUGAAUGUAAAAAUAAAGAAGCUGCAGCCAAACUUAAGGAGGAAGCCGAAACGAAACUGGGAUCCGACUACAUUCUUUCCUUACCAAAACAGAAGAUGCCGAAGAUUAAAAUCGUAGGCCUCAAUGACAAGAUCGGAAGUACCCAAAUGAAGGAAAUGAUUCUCGCGCAGAAUCAAUUCCUCGACGAAGCCGCGUACAUAAACGUCGUACACAUAACGGAAGAUAAAAGAAAUCCUAACAGGUAUUUGGCUUACGCUGAGGUUGACGGUAAUAGUUACCGGAAAAUUCUAAGUGAACAAAAGCUUAACAUAGGAUGGGACCGUUGCAGAAUUUAUGAUGCUGUGACAACUAGAAGAUGCUACAAAUGCAAUGGGUUCGGACAUAAGGCAACUGACUGUAGCAAAACUACUACCUGCCCCAAAUGUGCGGGAGCCCAUGACCUAGCGAGCUGUAAAGCUUCGGACGCGGAAAUCAAAUGCAGUAACUGUGCCAACGCCGUUGAGAAACUAAAAAUGAAACUGGAUGUACAGCACCCGGCCUGGAGUGUUGAUUGCCCAGUCUACAAAAAACGACUCGAUCAAGAAAGAAGCAGAAUUGAUUUUUUAGGCCAUCCCCAACACUAA